Messenger RNA from Echinops telfairi (small Madagascar hedgehog), 312 nucleotides. RefSeq names its product 40S ribosomal protein S28-like. Gene Ontology annotation, cellular component: ribosome; cytosolic small ribosomal subunit. The record is from RefSeq and is a predicted model, not a curated record. NCBI's taxonomy places the organism in Eukaryota, Metazoa, Chordata, Mammalia, Afrosoricida, Tenrecidae. Gene Ontology annotation, biological process: maturation of SSU-rRNA; ribosomal small subunit assembly; translation. The coding region runs from base 1 to 312 and encodes 103 amino acids. Gene Ontology annotation, molecular function: structural constituent of ribosome. The transcript has 2 exons.
AUGGAAUUGAUCAUACCAACCAACCGCCUCCUCAUCGCCAAUAUAGACACCAGCUGUGCUCAACCCAUCAAGCUAGCUAGAGACACCAAAGUGCUGAGCAGGACCAGCUCCUCAGGACAGUGCAUGCAGGUGAGCAUGGAGUUCAUCGAUGACAUGAGCUGCUCCAGCAGGUGCAACAUGAAGGGUCCUAUGCUUGCGGGUGAUGUGUUCACCCCGAUGGAAUCCAAGCUACAAGCCCAGAAGGCUGCACUGGGGCUGUUGCUGGUUCUCACAUGUCUGGUCAACAAUUUGAUCAGCAGGGGCGAAUUGUGA